AUGAGCCGCUGCGUCUUCUUCGUCUUCUUCUCGCUUCACUGGAAAGACAAACGCCGGGAGGCUGCUGCUCUCACAGCCAGACCCGGGAUGGGCUCUCUGUCGGCCCUGCGGACGGUCCUGGUGCUGGCUCUGGUGGUCGGACUGACGGGAUGCGCCCCCGGCCUGAAUGGCACGGCGGAGCGCUGGGAGGCCAUGUACUCACGCUCCCUGGCGCGGAUCCCGGGGGAGAAGCGCGAGGAGAUGGGCCGGGACAGCAACUACCUGCAAGGCAUUAAACGUCUGCGGAGACUCUACUGCAACGUGGGCAUCGGCUUCCACAUCCAGGUGUUACCGGACGGAAAAAUAAUGGGAGUUCACAACGAAAACCGUCACAGUCUGCUGGAGAUCUCUCCGGUAGAGAGAGGCGUGGUGACUCUGCUGGGCGUCCGGAGCAGACUCUUUGUGGCCAUGAACCGUAAAGGGAAGCUGUACGGAUCUUUACACUUCAACAACGAGUGCAAGUUCAAGGAGAAGCUCCUCGCCAACAACUACAACGCCUAUGAGUCGGCCAUCUACCCAAAGAUGUACAUCGGCCUGAGUAAGAGCGGCAAAACAAAACGAGGAAACCGAGUGUCCCCCGCCAUGACGGUGACACAUUUCUUACCCAGAAUCUAGAGGCAUCAGAAAUAGA
Messenger RNA from Labrus bergylta (ballan wrasse), 670 nucleotides. It is a transcript of the gene fgf4, whose product is annotated as fibroblast growth factor 4. Gene Ontology annotation, biological process: positive regulation of gene expression; positive regulation of cell population proliferation; cell differentiation. Gene Ontology annotation, cellular component: cytoplasm. The record is from RefSeq and is a predicted model, not a curated record. NCBI's taxonomy places the organism in Eukaryota, Metazoa, Chordata, Actinopteri, Labriformes, Labridae. Gene Ontology annotation, molecular function: growth factor activity; fibroblast growth factor receptor binding.